Molecule: messenger RNA, 829 nt
Organism: Rana temporaria (common frog)
Lineage: Eukaryota; Metazoa; Chordata; Amphibia; Anura; Ranidae
Product: gastrula zinc finger protein XlCGF7.1-like
Exons: 2
Coding region: 245-829 (194 amino acids)
Biological process (GO): negative regulation of transcription by RNA polymerase II
Molecular function (GO): DNA-binding transcription repressor activity, RNA polymerase II-specific
Source: RefSeq, a predicted model, not a curated record
UCAGACUGUGAGGGACGGUGCCGGACCAUCGUAUUCCUCUUAUCCCGAGGAACCUCAGACUGUGAGGGAUGGUGCUGUCUUUCCAAUAGAUAAGAAGUUUUCCUGUCCCGAGUGUGGGAAGAGUUUCCGUUCUAAAUUUGAUCAAAAUGUUCAUAAGAGAUCUCACACAGGGGAAAAGCCGUAUUCCUGUUCUGAGUGCGGGAAAUGUUUUUCACAGAAGUCCCAUUUUUAUAGACAUCAGAGAAUGCAAGCGGAGGAGAAGCAGUUUUCCUGUCUUGAGUGCGGGAAAUAUUUUACAGAUAAAUCAAAGCUUGUUAAACAUGAAAGAUGUCACACGGGGGAGAAACCAUAUUCCUGUCCUGAGUGUGGAAAAUGUUUUUCACAGAAGACCAAUCUUUACCGACACAAGAGAUCUCACAUAGGGGAAAAGCCUUAUUUUUGUCCUGAGUGCGGAAAAUGUUUUUCAGGCAAGUCCUAUUUUUACAAACAUCAGAGAUUGCACACAGGGGAGAAGCCGUAUCCCUGUCCUGAGUGCGGGAAAUGUUUUAUACAAAAAUCGGAUCUUGUAACACAUAAGAGGUCUCAUACGGGUGAAAAGCCGUAUACCUGUUCUUAUUGUGGGAAAUGUUUUUCAGCUACGUACAGUCUUUACAGACAUCAGAGAACGCACACGGGGGACAAGCCGCAUUCCUGUUCGGAGUGCGGGAAAUGUUUUGUACAAAAAUCAGAUCUUGUCAUACAUCAGAGGACUCACACAGGGGAAAAGCCAUAUGCCUGUUCUGAGUGUGGCAAAUGUUUUUCAGAUAAGUUCUGUUUUUACCUAAACUAG